Messenger RNA from Vollenhovia emeryi, 1628 nucleotides. RefSeq names its product serine protease inhibitor dipetalogastin-like. Gene Ontology annotation, molecular function: protein binding; serine-type endopeptidase inhibitor activity. The coding region runs from base 204 to 1289 and encodes 361 amino acids. Lineage: Eukaryota; Metazoa; Arthropoda; Insecta; Hymenoptera; Formicidae. The transcript has 8 exons. The record is from RefSeq and is a predicted model, not a curated record.
ACGCAUUGUUACGAUUGAUUUCGCUAGCGUUGCCUGGCAGUGACACGUAUUCGAUAUCGAGUUUCCCUGAUUAUUACGGCGAGAGGAAUGCAUAACAAUAUAUCCAAUCGAGACGAAAAAAAAAGAAGAAGAGCGACGCAGGUGCACGACCGGGCAUUAGUCGCGGCGGGUUCUUCAACGAGCGAAACUGCAUUCGCAGCAUAAUGUCGUUUCCACUUGCGCGCUGCGUCUCUCCUCGCCUUCUUAUUCUCGCGAUCGGGAUGUGCGGUAAAUUGGGACUCGCGCUUACCUUGGACGACAGGAUGGCACUGUAUCAGAACUGUACGAUUUUCGACAAAUCGGAUAUGUACGGCGGUCCGGUGUGCGGCGACAACGGCGUGACGUAUGCCAACAGCUUUUACUUGGAUUGCAAGAAUCAUCACAGUCGCGAGACCGUUGCCACGUUGCAUUCCGGCCCGUGCUUGGAGAACGAAGAAUAUUGCAGUGUCGACCUGUAUUACGAGCCGGUUUGCGGCUCGGAUCAGAAGAUUUACACUAAUAUGCAAUCUCUACUGUGCGUUCGUCACAGGCACUCGAGGGACCUGACAGCCGUGCCAAUGACGGACUGUCCCCAGAACGAUCACUGCUACCGAGGUGGCACCAAACAUUACGGGAUGAAUCCGGUCUGCGCUAAUAACGGGCACAGUUAUCAAAACGCGGCGCAGCUCAAGUGCCUGCAACGAUAUAAUCCCGAAUUGCAAAUUGUUCACGACGGCGGUUGCCACGUGGAAUUUGUUCACCAGCUUUAUGGCCAGGCGGUUUGUGAUCUCGCGAAAGGGAGAUACGAGUGGAAUCCGGUCUGCGCGUCGGAUGGAGUCACUUAUCCGAAUCCUUUUGUCUUUCUUUGUUAUCGCUCACAUCUGAAAGUAAUUUCCAACGGGGAGUGCGACACGCACAGCCACGAGUCCUGCAUACAGGCGCACACGAACACGACGGUUUUGCCGAACGGCGAAUACGUGAACGACGCCUUCACUACGGACGACGAGGUUUGCGGGAACGACGGCCGCACGUAUCAGAGUAUACAUCACUUGCAAUGCCACACUCGUCACGAUAAAUAUGUGUUUCUGAGGCAUCACGGAUCGUGUUCCGGGCCGGAUGACUACCCUUGCGGUUCGGUACCGGAAGAGGAGCACAGAGAGCCGGUGUGCGGUACCGACGGCAAGUCCUACGUGAGCCCGGAGGCCCUUUGGUGCGCUAAAUUACGCUCCCCGGAAAGAGGCAUUGCUUACAGGCACGACGGUCCAUGCUAACGAAGAAUUGUCAGGAUUGUCAGGAAUUAUGCGGAAGAAUAUUAAGCGCGCGGUAGAAACGAUAUUAUUACGCAUACCCGAAGGAAAAUACUCGAAUCACAUAUGGAAGACGAAGAAGUUUUCAAUAUUUGUCAUGGACAAAGGAAAAUAUAGUUUUUCAAUUUUCUCAUCGUCGGAGAACAAUACGUUAGUGCUAGAAGAGCGUUUUGUUAACCUUAAAGAAAGAGUUAGAAUAAAAUUUUAGAAAAUAUAAGAAUAUUGUAAUUUAUAAUAGCACUAAAUAGAAUUAAUUAUAAUAAUAUAUUCGAUUAACUUCCCAAUUUUCUAGCCUGCGUUGUU